Molecule: messenger RNA, 1281 nt
Organism: Aethina tumida (small hive beetle)
Lineage: Eukaryota; Metazoa; Arthropoda; Insecta; Coleoptera; Nitidulidae
Product: circadian clock-controlled protein daywake
Exons: 5
Coding region: 108-878 (256 amino acids)
Source: RefSeq, a predicted model, not a curated record
ACCAAUUGGACUUUUAUGUUUGGCAGCUUCCUUGAACGAUACUUGACGACGAAGCAGUGCAGAAGAAAUACCUUUGUGAUAAACACCCGUGACAUUUAGUUGUAAAAAUGGAGAAAUUUUUUAUUGUGGCAUUUUGUUUGAUGAAAAUUGUGUUGGCGGAAGAGACCCCAAAGAACACCACCAAAAUUUUUGAAACACCUGAAUACAUUUUACCAUGCAACAAAACAGACCCGAACAUAAACAAGUGUUUGGUCGGGACGUUCAACCACCUUAGGCCAUACUUAAUAAACGGACUGAAGGACAUUGAUGUGCCCAGCAUAGAUCCAUUCAAAAUUGAGAGGAUCGUCAUGGAAAAUGGUCAAGGAGCUUUUAGAGUACGGGCCUCUUUCAACAAUGUCACAGCCACCGGUGCCAGUAACUACAGUGUAAAUACUAUUAAAGCUGAUGUAGAUAACUAUGUGUUAGACUUAGGAAUCAAACUUCCAAGAAUUGAGAUCAGAGGAAAGUAUGAAGUAAGCGGAAACGUGUUGCUGUUCCCAGUUAGAUCAAAGGGUGAUUUCUGGGCAAUAUUUUUGGAUGUGGAUGCUGCUGCAAGGAUUUUCGGCAAAGAAGUCAAAAUCGACAACGUCAGGUACAUGAGGAUUGAAAAAAUGUUGGUUGACUUCCGUCUGACUAAAAGCAGAUUCAGAAUCAGAGACAUAAUCAAUCACGGCAACGUUAUAGGUGAAGCAAUGAAUCAGUUCUUGAACAACAAUUCGGAAGAAAUCAUUAAAGAAAUGAAACCGGCGGCCACAACGGCAAUAGCCAAACAUUUCAAGGGAUUCCUGAACAGCGCCUUCCUGAAGAUACCGCUGCAAAUCUGGUUGCUAGGUGCUUAGGCGCUGAAGCACAUAUAGCUAGUUUAUACUGCCAAAACUAAAGGAAGGCAACUUGUGAUCUUCAGAUUUCACUGAGAAAAUUGAAAUUUGAAUUUUAUAAACGGGUCAAUCACAAUUUGAUUCAAUAUCUAUAUUUCCAAUCAAUAAUUAAUGACAAAAUGAUUGUGUUCUAUAAGAUAAAUAAGUUGUCAAAGCAUUCCUUUCUAAUUAUGACGUGAAUGUGAUCUCUACAAAAAUAUAGGAAAUUGCCAUUAGCAUUGAAAAAUUAUUUAUUCGGUUUUAAAGGUUUUAUUGAUCCGUUUAUUUAAUUUAUUAUUAUAUGCACUGUCUUCAUAUUUUUGUACAAACCUGUAUUUAAAUGUUGUAAUAUUUAGUUUUAAUAAAUAUUUAAUUAAUUUUUAAA